AUGAGCUACCGAAACACCAAGGGAGGGGUGAUUGAGCAAGUGGACAAGGAGGCAACAGUGCUUCAAGCACUUCCUUAUAUGUUCAAUGCAGUCAUUGACCUAGGGAUAAUAAUGGACUAUGCUGAAGCACUCUGUCAGCUCACUCUGCCUGUCAUCCCACAGCGUGGUCAUUACCCAGAGUCCCUCUGUGCUUCCGCUGCUCAAUUUAAGCUGGAGUUAGCCAGCUUCGAAGGCCGUCGGGGCUUCAACUGCGCUCUUAAUCCAAUUGAAAUGUUAUGGUGUGUUGUUAUUGAUGUGGAGAAUGAGAGUCACUAUGACUUUGUGAAGCUGAUGGAGAUGCUGAUCCAUGUGAAUAUGGAGAACCUGCAAGAGCAGCACACUCACCACUAUGAACUGUACAGAUGCUGCAGACUGGAGGAGAUAGGCUUCAAAGACACCGACCCUGACACCCAGACACCAUUCAGUCUACAGGAGACCUAUGAGGCAAAUAGGAAAGAGUUCCUCAGUGAUCUGCAGCAUAAGGAAGAGGAAAUGAGGCAGAUGUUUGCUAACAAAGUGAAGGAGACUGAGAUGGAGCUGAAGGAGAAGGAGCGAGAGCUUCACAACAAGUUUGAGCAGCUGAAAUGCAUGCACCAGGAGGAGAAGAGGAAAGUGGAGGAGAAGAGGCGGGACCUGGAAGAGGAGAUGAACGCCUUCAACAGGAGGAAGGUGGCGGCUGAGACGAUGUGUCUUUCACAGCUGCUCAAGAAAGACAAGAAUAAUUAA
Molecule: messenger RNA, 765 nt
Organism: Neoarius graeffei (lesser salmon catfish)
Lineage: Eukaryota; Metazoa; Chordata; Actinopteri; Siluriformes; Ariidae
Product: septin-8-A-like
Biological process (GO): cytoskeleton-dependent cytokinesis
Cellular component (GO): septin complex; cell division site; septin ring
Molecular function (GO): molecular adaptor activity; GTP binding; GTPase activity
Source: RefSeq, a predicted model, not a curated record